CAUGCUGUAGAGAAUUGUCUCCCUAGAUCAGAGAGGAAAAAGCUGCGGCGUGGGAGCAGUCAUGGAGAUUUCCACAGUGAGUGACUCUAACAUGCUGGUAGCCCUGGCAGUAAUCGGGGUAACUGUGUUACUGUUCCUGAUUAAAGCGCUGGGAUCUCAGGCUAAGAAAGCGCCGCUCACUCUGCUGGACCCCAAUGCCAAGUACCCACUACCUCUCAUAGAGAAACAGGAAAUCAGCCACGACACCAAGAAAUUCAGGUUUGGGCUCCCCUCGCAAGAGCAUGUCUUGGGGCUCCCUGUAGGUCAGCAUGUUUACCUCUCUGCCAAGAUCAAUGGGAGCCUGGUCGUUCGGGCGUAUACGCCGGUGUCUAGUGAUGAAGUCAAGGGCCACGUGGAUCUGAUAGUGAAGGUAUAUUACAAAAACGUUCAUCCCAAAUUCCCAGAGGGAGGCAAAAUGUCCCAACACCUGGACAGUCUUAAAAUAGGGGAAACAAUUGAUUUCCGGGGUCCAAAUGGGCUUCUUGUCUACAAAGAGAAGGGUAAGUUUGCCAUCAGGCCAGAUAAGAAGUCCGAACCAAAGCUUAAGGUGGCCAAACAUGUCGGAAUGCUUGCCGGAGGAACUGGUAUUACACCCAUGUUACAGCUGAUCCGGCAGAUCACCCAGGAUCCCAAUGAUAAUACAAAAUGCUCCCUCAUAUUUGCUAACCAGACAGAAGACGACAUUUUGCUGCGUUAUGAACUGGAAACUGUAGCCAAGAGCCACCCGGAGCAGUUUAAGCUGUGGUAUACACUGGAUCGGCCCCCGCAAGGCUGGAAGUACGGCGCUGGCUUUGUCACCGCAGACAUGAUUAAAGAGCACCUACCGCCCCCAUCCGAGGAUGUCGUUGUGCUGAUGUGCGGGCCUCCUCCCAUGAUCCAGUUUGCGUGCCAGGACAACCUGACCAAGCUUGGGUACCCCGAGGCCGGAAGGUUUGCCUACUAGCAUAGAAAUGACGCCAGAGCCGUCGGUGCCAAGGGAUGCCGCCAAGCUGCCACCAAUGCCAUGGAUACACGGAUGUUUUACCAAGGAGAUAUCAGUACAGCUGGGGUAUCCCGUAACAUUCCAAUGCUCAGGUUCUGCCCCAGUGGUGCCCCAAGGGCCGUGCCAAGACCAUUCCUGUUCUGUUCCCUCUGGGCUCUGCCCUCUACUCUGCUGGGAACUUUCCUAAUUCUCACGCAACUCAGUGGGUCUUUCUAUUAUCUCACCGGAAUCUGGAUGCACAAGAGCAUUCUGGGAUUGUUUUAACCCAUUCCUGGGAUCUGAUGUCUGUCUCAUAUUAAGGACUCUCAGUCUUCUGUGUGGAUUUUGUUUUAAUAGAGAGAUACAGAAUCUGCCAGUGUUUAAUAAAUAUGAGCCUACGUCUACUUUUA
Molecule: messenger RNA, 1410 nt
Organism: Xenopus tropicalis (tropical clawed frog)
Lineage: Eukaryota; Metazoa; Chordata; Amphibia; Anura; Pipidae
Gene: cyb5r2
Product: cytochrome b5 reductase 2
Exons: 9
Coding region: 62-982 (306 amino acids)
Cellular component (GO): membrane
Molecular function (GO): cytochrome-b5 reductase activity, acting on NADH; oxidoreductase activity
Source: RefSeq, a predicted model, not a curated record